AUGAGCAGCGACAGAGUCGAGGCGGCGGAGGACGCCAUUCAGGCGGUUGUCAUCGCCGACAGCUUCAACUACCGCUUUCUUCCCGUCACAAUCGAGCAGCCGCGAGCCCUCCUCCCACUGGUGAACCGCCCGCUCAUCGAUUACACGGUGGAGUUCCUGGCCGUGGCCGGAGUCCAGGAGAUCUUCGUCUACUGCUGCACGCGUGCGGAGGCCGUACGAGCUCACCUGGAGCGUCUCACUGGAUGA
This is a messenger RNA of Geodia barretti, 246 nucleotides long. Lineage: Eukaryota; Metazoa; Porifera; Demospongiae; Tetractinellida; Geodiidae. The record is from the annotation of a GenBank genome assembly.